AUGAGUGAUCCAGAACCCUGCAGAAUGAAACACACUGAAGAUACUGAAGAACAAAGAGAGCUGAUGGAAGUGAAGGAGGAGAGUGAAGAACUGAGUGAAGUGGACGAGGAACAUCAUGACAAACCUGGAGAAAAACCUUCGAGUCGCUCAAAGACUAAAAAGUCAUUUCUAAAGAAAAGAGACAAGAAAUCUACAACCUGCACUCAGUGUGAAAAGAGUUUCUCAACCAAACAACAUCUUAAGAUUCACAUGAGAGUUCAUACAGGAGAGAAGCCGUUCACAUGUGAUCAGUGUGGAAAGAGAUUCACACAAAGAGGAAAUCUUAAGAAUCACAUGAAAGUUCACACUGGAGAGAAGCCGUUCACAUGUGAUCAAUGUGGGAAGAGUUUCUCACAAAAAGUACAUCUUACUGUUCACAUGACAGCUCACACAGGAGAGAAGCCGUUCACAUGUGAUCAAUGUGGGAAGAGCUACAGUCAAUCAUCAAGCCUUAAAGAACACAUGAUGAUCCACAGUGGAGAGAAGCCACACACAUGUGAUCAAUGUGGGAAGAGUUUUACAACAAAACAAAGUCUUGAGAUUCACAGUGGAGUUCAUACCAGAGAGAAGCGGUUCGCAUGUAAUGAAUGCGGCAAAACGUUUCUCUGGGCAUCAAACCUGAAGAAACACCAGAGAGUUCAUACAAAGGAGAAGCCACAUUCAUGUUCUGUGUGUGGAAAGAGUUUUUCACAGCUGUGUAGUUUACAAGAACAUGAGAAAAUACACACUGGUGUGAGAGAGUACAUGUGCUUUGAGUGUGAGAAGACUUUUAUUACAGCAAACCAAUUAAAACGUCAUGAGAGAAUUCACACUGGAGAAAAACCUUACAAGUGUUCACACUGUGACAAGAGAUUCAGUGUGUCAUCAGAUCUGAAAACACAUGAGAGGAUCCAUACUGGAGAGAAACCUCACAAGUGUUCACAGUGUGACAAGAGAUUCGGUCAGUUAGCACAUCUGAAAACACAUGAGAGGAUCCACACUGGAGAAAAACCUUACAAGUGUUCACACUGUGACAAGAGAUUCAGUUGUUCAUCAUAUCUGAAAGCACAUGAGAAGAUCCACACUGGAGAAAAACCUUACAAGUGUUCACACUGUGACAAAAAAUUCAGUCGUUCAUCAUCUCUGAAAACACACGAGAGGAUCCACACUGGAGAGAAACCUUACAAAUGUAAUCAGUGUGGAAAGUGUUUCACACGAUCAUCAAGCCUUAAAGAACACAUGAAGAUCCACACUGGAGAGAAGCCACACACAUGUGAUCAAUGUGGGAAGAGAUUCACGCGAUCAUCACACCUUAAAGAACACAUGAAGAUCCACACUGGAGAGAAGCCGUUCACAUGUGAUCAGUGUGGGAACAGCUACACGCUAUCAUCACGCCUUAAAGCACACAUGACGAUCCACGCUGGAGAGAAGCCGUUCACAUGUGAUCAGUGUGGGAAGAGUUUCAGUCAAUCAUCACACCUUAAAGCACACAUGAGGAUCCACACUGGAGAGAGACCGUUCACAUGUGAUCGGUGUGACAAAACAUUUCGUGGGGAAUCAACCUUAAAGAGACACCUGACAGUUCAUACAAAGGAGAAGCCACAUUCAUGUUCUGUGUGUGGAAAGAGUUUUUCACAGCUGCAUAGUUUACAAGAACAUCAGAAAACACACACUGGUGUGAGAGAGUACAUGUGCCUUGAGUGUGAGAAGACUUUUAUUUCAGCAAACCAUUUAAAACAGCACCAGAUAAUUCACACUGGAGAAAAACUUUACAAGUGUUCACACUGUGAUAAUAGAUUCAGUCAGUCAACACAUCUGAAAACACAUGAGAGGAUCCACACUGGAGAAAAACCUUUCAAGUGUUCACACUGCAACAAGAGAUUCAGUCAGUUAGCACAUCUGAAAACACAUGAGAGGAUCCACACUGGAGAAAAACCUUACAAGUGUUCACACUGUGACAAGAGAUUCAGUCAGCCAACAAAUCUGAAAACACAUGAGAGGAUCCACACUGGAGAAAAACCUUUCAAUUGUAAACCUUGUGGAAAGAGUUUCUCAACCAAACAAAGUCUUGAUGUUCACAUAAGAGUUCAUACAGGAGAGAAGCCGUUCACAUGUGAUCAGUGUGGGAAGAGCUUCACACAAAGAGGAAAUCUUAAGAGUCAUAUGAAAGUUCACACUGGAGAGAGACUGUUCACAUGUGAUCAAUGUGACAAAACAUUUCUUAGGUCAUCAGCGCUGAAGAGACACCUGAGAGUACAUACAAAGGAGAAGCCACAUUCAUGUUCUGUGUGUGGAAAGAGUUUUUCACUGCUGUCAUAUUUAAAUGAACAUGAGAAAACACACACUGGUGUGAGAGAGUACAUGUGCUUUGAGUGUGAGAAGACUUUUACUAAAGCAAACCAUUUAAAAGUGCACCAGAGAAUUCACACCUUAGAAAAACCUUUCAAGUGUUCACACUGUGACAAGAGAUUCAGUGUGUCAUCACAUCUGAAAACACAUGAGAGGAUCCACACUGGAGAAAAACCUUACAAGUGUUCACACUGUGACAAGAGAUACAGUCAGUCAACAGAUCUGAAAACACACGAGAGGAUCCACACUGGAGAAAAACCUUACAAGUGUUCACACUGUGACAACAGAUUCAGUCGGUCAUCAUAUCUGAAAACACAUGAGAGGAUCCACACUGGAGAAAAACCUUACAAGUGUUCACACUGUGACAAGAGAUUCAGUCAGUUAACAAAUCUGAAAAUACAUGAGAGGAUCCACACUGGAGAAAAACCUUACAAGUGUUCACAGUGUGACAAGAGAUUCACUGAUUCAUCACAUCUGAAAACACAUGAGAGGAUCCACAGCAGAGAGAAGCCGCACACAGGAAAGACUUGUGGAAAGAGUUUCACAUGUGAAAAAAACCUUAAAGUCCACAUGAGAAUUCAUACUGGAGAAAAGCCUUAUACCUGCCAACAGUGUGGAAAGAGUUUCAGACAUAAAGAAACCUUUAAAUACCACAUGAGAAUUCAUCACACGGGAGAGAAACCCUUCACCUGCCAACAAUGUGGACAGAGUUUCACACAUAAAGGAAGCCUUAAAGUCCACAUGAGAAUUCACACUGGAGAGAAACCCUUCACCUGCCAACAAUGUGGACAGAGUUUCACAAAUAAAGGAAGCCUUAAAGUCCACAUGAGAAUUCACACUGGAGAGAAGCCUUACACCUGCCAACAAUGUGGACAGAGUUUCAGUCAAAAAAUAAGCCUUAUAGCCCACAUGAGAAUUCACACUGGAGAGAAACCCUUCACCUGCCAACAGUGUGGAAAGAGUUUCAGUCAAAAAAUAAGCCUUAUAGCCCACAUGAGAAUUCACACUGGAGAGAAACCCUUCACCUGCCAACAGUGUGGAAAGAGUUUCAUUAGAAAUGAAAAUCUUAAAGUCCACAUGAGAAUUCACACUGGAGAAAAAACUUUCACCUGCCAACAAUGUGGAAAGAGUUUCACACAUGAAGAAAGCCUUAAAGUCCACAUGAGAAUUCACACUGGAGAAAAGCCAUACAUCUGCAGACAAUGUGGACAGAGUUUCAGUUAUAAAAGAAGCCUUAUAAUCCACAUGAGAAUUCACACUGGAGAAAAUCCAUAUACUUGCCAACAAUGUGGAAAGAGUUUCACACAUGAAGAAAGCCUUAUAAUCCACAUGAGAAUUCACACUGGAGAGAAGCCUUACACCUGCCAACAAUGUGGAAAGAGCUACACACGUGAAGAAAGCCUUAAAGUCCACAUGAGAAUUCACACUGGAGAAAAUCCAUAUAUCUGCCGACAAUGUGGACAGAGUUUCAGUUAUAAAAGAAGCCUUAUAGGCCACAUGAGAAUUCACACUGGAGAGAAGCCUUACACCUGCCAACAAUGUGGAAAGAGUUACACACGUGAAGAAAACCUUACAGACCACAUGAGAAUUCACACUGGAGAAAAGCCAUAUAUCUGCCGACAAUGUGGAAAGAGUUUCAGUCGUAAAAGAAGCCUUAAAGUCCACAUGAGAACACACACUGGAGAAAAGCCUACAACCUGCAGUCAGUGUGGAAAGAGUUUCUCAACCAAACAAAGUCUUGAUUUUCACAUGAGAGUUCAUACAGGAGAGAAGCCGUUCACAUGUGAUCAAUGUGGGAAGAGUUUCAGUCAAUCAGCAAACCUUAAAGCACACAUGAGGAUCCACACUGGAGAGAGACCGUUCACAUGUGAUCAAUGUGACAAAACAUUUAUUAGGUCAUCAGACCUGAAGUCACACCAGAGAGUUCAUACAAAGGAGAAGCCACAUUCAUGUUCUGUGUGUGGAAAGAGUUUUUUACUGCUGUGUAGUUUACAUGCACAUGAGAAAAUUCAUACUGGUAUGAGAGAGUAUGUGUGCUUUGAGUGUGAGAAAACUUUUACUACAGUAAAAACUUUAAAACAGCACCAGAGAAUUCACACUGGAGAAAAACCUUACAAGUGUUCACAGUGUGACAAGAGAUUUAGUCAGUUAUCAAAUCUAAAAACACAUGAGAUGAUCCACACUGGAGAAAAACCUUACAAGUGUUCACAUUGUGACAAGAGAUUCAGUCAGUUAGCACAUCUGAAAACACAUGAGAUGAUCCACACUGGAGAAAAACCUUACAAGUGUUCACAGUGUGACAAGAGAUUCAAUAAGUCAUCAGCUCUGAAAACACAUGAGAAGAUCCACACUGGAGAAAAACCUUACAAGUGUUCACACUGUGACAAGAGAUUCAGUGAUUCAUCACAUCUGAAAACACAUGGGAGGAUCCACACUGGAGAAAAACCUCACAUGUGUUCACAGUGUGGCAUGAGAUUCAAUAUGUCAUUAUCUCUGAAAACACAUGAGAUGAUCCACACUGGAGAAAAACCUUACAAGUGUUCACAGUGUGACAAGAGAUUCAAUAUGUCAUCAUCUCUGAAAACACAUGAGAAGAUCCACACUGGAGAAAAACCUUACAAGUGUUCACGCUGUGACAAGAGAUUCACUCAGUCAGUAAAUCUGAAAACACAUGAGAAGAUCCACACUGGAGAAAAACCUUACAAGUGUUCACAGUGUGACAAGAGAUUCACUCAGUCAGUAAAUCUGAAAACACACAAGAGGAUCCACACUGGAGAAAAACCUUACAAGUGUUCACAGUGUGGCAUGAGAUUCAGUGAUUCAUCAUAUCUGAAAACACAUGAGAGGAUCCACACUGGAGAAAAACAUUACAAGUGUUCACACUGUGACAAGAGAUUCAAUCAGUCAUCAACUCUGAAACGGCAUGAGAAGAUCCACACUGGAGAAAAACCUUACAAGUGUUCACACUGUGACAAGACAUUCAGUCGGUCAUCAAAUCUAAAAACACAUGAGAGGAUCCACACUGGAGAAAAACCUUACAAGUGUUCACACUGUGACAAGAGAUUCAAUAAGUCAUCAUCUCUGAAAACACAUGAGAGGAUCCACAGCAGAGAGAAGCAGCACACAUGUGAUCAGUGUGGAAAGAGUUUCUCUUUUAAAAGUCACCUGAAGAUACACAUGAGAGUUCAUACAGGAGAGAAGCCGUUCACAUGUGAUCAGUGUGGGAAGAGUUUCACACAAAGAGGACAUCUUAAGGAUCACAUGAGAGUUCAUACAGGAGAGAAGCCGUUCACAUGUGAUCAGUGUGGGAAGAGUUUCACACAAAAAGGAAGUCUUAAGGAACACAUGAAAGUUCACACUGGAGAGAAGCCGUUCACAUGUGAUCAAUGUGACAAAACAUUUCUAGGGUCAUCAGCCCUGAAGAGACACCUGAGAGUUCAUACAAAGGAGAAGCCACAUUCAUGUUCUGUGUGUGGAAAGAGUUUUUCACAACUGUGUAGUUUACAAAAACAUGAGAAAACACACACUGGUGUGAGAGAGUACAUGUGCUUUGAGUGUGAGAAGACUUUUACUACAGCGAACAAUUUAAAACUGCACCAGAGAAUUCACACUGGAGAAAAACCUUACAAGUGUUCACACUGUGACAAGAGAUUCAAUAAGUCAGUAAAUCUGAAAACACACGAGAGGAUCCACACUGGAGAAAAACCUUACAAGUGCUCACAGUGUGGAAAGAGUUUCUCAACCAAACAACAUCUUAAGAUUCACAUGAGAGUUCAUACAGGAGAGAAGCCGUUCACAUGUGAUCAGUGCAGGAAGAGUUUCAGUCAAUCAUCAAGCCUUAAAGAACACAUGAAAGUUCACACUGGAGAGAAACCGCACACAUGUGAUCAAUGUGGGAAGAGCUUCACAACCAAACAACAUCUUAAGGUUCACAUGAGAGUUCAUACAGGAGAGAAGCCGUUCACAUGUGAUCAGUGUGGGAAGAGUUUCUCACGAUCAUCAAGCCUUAAAGAACACAUGAAAAUUCACACCGGAGAGAGAUCGUUCACAUGUGAUCAAUGUGGGAAGAGUUACACACAAAAAGGAAAUCUUAAGGAUCACAUGAGAGUUCACACUGGAGAGAAGCCGUUCACAUGUGAUCAGUGUGGGGAGAGUUUCAGUCAAUCAACAAACCUUAAAAAACACAGGAGGAUCCACACUGGAGAGAAGCUACACACAUGUGAUCAAUGUGACAAAACAUUUCUAGAGUCAUCAACCCUGAAGAGACACCUGACAGUUCAUACAAAGGAGAAGCCACAUUCAUGUUCUGUGUGUGGAAAGAGUUUUUCACUGCUGUAUUAUUUAUAUCAACAUCAGAAAACACACACUGGUGUGAGAGAGUACAUGUGCUUUGAGUGUGAGAAGACUUUUACUACAGCAAACAAUUUAAAAGUGCACCAGAGAAUUCACACUGGAGAAAAACCUUACAAUUGUUCACACUGUGACAAGAGAUUUAGUGAUUCAUCAUCUCUGAAAAUACACGAGAGGAUCCACAGCAGAGAGAAGCCGCACACGUGUGAUCAGUGUGGAAAGAGUUUCACUAUUAAAAGUAACCUGAAGAUACACAUGAGAAUUCACACUGGAGAAAAACCUUACAAGUGUUCACACUGUGACAACAGAUUCAGUCAGUCAUCACAACUGAAAACACAUGAGAGGAUCCACACUGGAGAAAGAUCUUACAAGUGUUCAUACUGUGACAAGAGAUUCAGUCGUUCAUCAUCUCUGAAAUCACAUGAGAGGGUCCACACUGGAGAGAAGCUGCACACGUGUGAUCAGUGUGGAAAGAGUUUCACUAUUAAAAGUCACCUGAAGAUACACAUGAGAAUUCACACUGGAGAAAAACCUUACAAGUGUUCACACUGUGACAACAGAUUCAGUCAGUCAUCAUCUCUGAAAACACAUGAGAAGAUCCACACUGGAGAAAAACCUUACAAGUGUUCACACUGUGACAACAGAUUCAGUCAGUCAUCAUCUCUGAAAACACAUGAGAAGAUCCACACUGGAGAAAAACCUUACAAGUGUUCACACUGUGACAAGAGAUUCAAUCAGUCAUCAUCUCUGAAGACACAUGAGAGGAUUCACACUGGAGAAAAACCUUACAAGUGUUCACACUGUGACAAGAGAUUCAAUCAGUUAGCACAUCUGAAACAACACAAGAAGAUCCACACUGGAGAGAAGCUGCACACAUGUGAUCAGUGUGGAAAACGUUUCACUAUUAAAAAUCACCUGAAGAUACACAUGAGAAUUCACACUGGAGAAAAACCUUACAAGUGUUCACACUGUGACAAGAGAUUCAGUCAGUCUUCAUCUCUAAAAACACAUGAGAGGAUCCACACUGGAGAGAAGCCACACACGUGUGAUCAGUGUAAAAAGAGUUUCUCUAUUAAAAAUCACCUGAAGAUACACAUGAGAGUUCAUACAGGAGAGAAGCCGUUCACAUGUGAUCAGUGUGGAAAGUGUUUCACACGAUCAUCAAGCCUUAAAGAACACAUGAAGAUCCACACUGGAGAGAAGCCGUUCACAUGUGAUCAGUGUGGGAAGAGUUUCACGCGAUCAUCACACCUUAAAGAACACAUGAAGAUCCACACUGGAGAGAAGCCGUUCACAUGUGAUCAGUGUGGGAACAGCUACACGCUAUCAUCACGCCUUAAAGCACACAUGACGAUCCACGCUGGAGAGAAGCCGUUCACAUGUGAUCAGUGUGGGAAGAGUUUCAGUCAAUCAUCACACCUUAAAGCACACAUGAGGAUCCACACUGGAGAGAGACCGUUCACAUGUGAUCAGUGUGACAAAACAUUUUGUGGGGAAUCAACCUUAAAGAGACACCUGACAGUUCAUACAAAGGAGAAGCCACAUUCAUGUUCUGAGUUUGGAAAGAGUUUUUCACAGCUGCAUAGUUUACAAGAACAUCAGAAAACACACACUGGUGUGAGAGAGUACAUGUGCCUUGAGUGUGAGAAGACUUUUAUUUCAGCAAACCAUUUAAAACAGCACCAGAGAAUUCACACUGGAGAAAAACCUUACAAGUGUUCACACUGUGAUAAUAGAUUCAGUCAGUCAACACAUCUGAAAACACAUGAGAGGAUCCACACUGGAGAAAAACCUUACAAGUGUUCACACUGUGACAAGAGAUUCAGUCAGCCAACAAAUCUGAAAACACAUGAGAGGAUCCACACUGGAGAAAAACCUUUCAAGUGUUCACAGUGUGACAAGAGAUUCAAUAAGUCAUCACAUCUGAAAACACACGAGCGGAUCCACAUUCAUACAGGAGAGAAGCCGUUCACAUGUGAUCAGUGUGGAAAGAGUUUCAGUCAAUCAUCACACCUUAAAGCACACAUGAGGAUCCACACUGGAGAGAAGCCACACACAUGUGAUCAAUGUGACAAAACAUUUCUAGGGUCAUCAGCCCUGAAGAGACAUCUGAGAGUUCAUACAAAGGAGAAGCCACAUUCAUGUUCUGUGUGUGGAAAGAGUUUUUCACAGCUGAAUAGUUUAAAAGAACAUGAGAAAAUACAUACUGGUGUGAGAGAGUACAUGUGCUUUGAGUGUGAGAAGACUUUUACUACACAGAGCGAUUUAAAAAAGCACCAGAGAAUUCACACUGGAGAAAAACCUUACAAGUGUUCACACUGUGACAUGAGAUUCAAUAAGUCAUCAUCUCUGAAAACAAAUGAGAAGAUCCACACUGGAGAAAAACCUUACAAGUGUUCACACUGUGACAAGAGAUUCAAUAAGUCAUCAUCUCUGAAAACAAAUGAGAAGAUCCACACUGGAGAAAAACCUUACAAGUGUUCACACUGUGACAAGAGAUUCAAUAAGUCAUCAUCUCUGAAAACAAAUGAGAAGAUUCACACUGGAGAAAAACCUUACAAGUGUUCACACUGUGACAAGAGAUUCAGUCGGUCAGAACAUCUGAAAACACAUGAGCGGAUCCACACUGGAGAAAAACCUCACAAGUGUUCACAGUGUGACAAGAGAUUCAGUCUGUCAUCAUAUCUGAAAACACAUGAAAGGAUCCACACUGGAGAAAAACCUUACAAGUGUUCACACUGUGACAAGAGAUUCAGUCAGCCAACAAAUCUGAAAACACAUGAGAAGAGCCACACUGGAGAAAAACCUUACAAGUGUUCACACUGUGAAAAGAGAUUCAGUCGGGCAGAACAUCUGAAAACACAUGAGAGGAUUCACACUGGAGAGAAACCUUACAAGUGUUCACACUGCGACAAGAGAUUCAGUCUGUCAUCAUAUCUGAAAACACAUGAGAUGAUCCACACUGGAGAGAAACCUUACAAGUGUUCACAGUGUGACAAGAGAUUCAAUCAGUCAUCACAUCUGAAAACACAUGAGAGGAUCCACAGCAGAGAGAAGCCGCACACGUGUGAUCAGUGUGGAAAGAGUUUCUCUUUUAAAAAUCACCUGAAGAUACACAUGAAGAUCCAUGCAGGGGAAAACCCCUACAUGUGCUUUGAGUGUGAGAAGACUUUUACUACAGCAAACAGUUUAAAACAGCACCAGAGAAUUCACACUGGAGAAAAACCUUUCAAGUGUUCACAGUGUGACAAGAGAUUCAAUCAGUCAUCAUCUCUGAAAACACAUGAGAGAAUUCACAGCAGAGAGAAGCUGCACACGUGUGAUCAGUGUGGAAAGAGUUUCAGUCUGUCAUCAUAUCUGAAAAGACAUGAGAGGAUCCACACUGGAAAGAAACCUUACAAGUGUUCACACUGUGACAAGAGAUUCAGUCAGUCAUCAUCUCUGAAAAGACAUGAGAGGAUCCACAACAGAGAAGUGGCACACACGUGUGAUCAGUGUGGAAAGAGUUUCUCUAUUAAAAGUAACCUGAAGAUACACAUGAAGAUCAAUGCAGUGGAGAAACCACAUCACCACAGUCUGAAACCACAAUAAGUAGUUCAUCUUUAUGUGCUGAGAAACAAAGUAGUUUCCUUACAGCCACAAUAAGCGGCAGGACAGUUUGGUGGUUGCUUAGUGUCUGCUUGAAAAAUCUGAAUUUUCUCCUGAAACUACAACAGAAUGAUCAAAUCACUGUUAAAACAGACUGUAUGGAUUUUUCCCUUAAGAUCAAUGUGACAAACUAGUGACACUUAGUGAACAAACUGCCUUGUUUCUUUCUAUUAUUGUCAUUUACAACAUAACAACCUGUAAUUGACAAUAUUACCUCGCUGUUGGUCCUCUUCAUUCGUUCCAUGAUAAAUCUCCCACUAUUUCCCCAUCAUCAUUCCUUCAAUCAUCUGUAGUAGUUCUUGUACCUGAUCGUCUGAUUUACUCCUGAUAUUGAAACAGUAAAAUCGUCCAAAAAAAUAUUGUUUUAAGUGUGUAAAUGAGUCUUAAAGCAGAAGCAUGUGAACUUUAUACCCACUGGAAUAAACAACUGCAAUCAUUAAAAAAACCCCUCUAUAUUAAGUUACAAGUUAUCAAUCUGAUCUAAACAAUGAUCAAUCAAUAUUGGAAUUAAAUGUUUUAAUGUUUGACCUGAGAGCCUGUUCACAUUCAAACUGGAUUGAGUCUGAAUCAGUGUUUUAUUAGUGAAUUAGACACAUGUUUAUCAGAUGAAACUUGCCUGCAGUUUCAUUCCUCACUGAAAAACACAUUCACACUUACAGAAAAUUCACUUCAACACAGUUUGAUCUGAAUCAGGACAGAUUGAUGCAUUUUACUGAAGUGUGUCUCUCUCACCUCUGAACAUGCUCUCAUGGCUGUAAUGAAAGAAAAGAAGCAUUGAGCAUCAUUCCUAAUGUUAAUGAAUGUUUCAUUGAUUCACACUAUAUGAGUUUGUCUUCACAUUGAACUGCAGCUCUAAUGAUUUAUAGUUAAUACCAAAUAACAUAUUCAUCUGUUUUAAUGUUUAAACAGAAAAUAUGAUUGAGUUGUUUAGAGAGAUUGAGUUGAUUUACUCCAUCUGCAGAAUCACAGAUGAAUCUUAUCUGUAAAUCUCAUGAUUUCAGAUUCACACAGUGAGAAGUGAUGAGACGAUCAGAAGAGAAAGAAAUAACAGGAUUGUAGGAUUUGGACUUUUGAAUUUUAUCUCUAGGACUGUUGGAAAGGAAACACUCGCCCUGGUGGUCCGGUCAGAACCCAGGUUCUUUCCUUUAAUGACUUUACUGAAGCAUUUGUUUGGUCUGUACAAAGAUAAAUAACAAUUACAAUAAGUAAAUAAUACAGACUUCAGAUUCAAUUAUUUAACAGUCCAAUAUAACAAACAAUAAUACAUGUAAUAUGGAAUAUUAUUCGUAAUUCACGAGUUCACACUUACAAAUGAUCAGGUAGUAAAUAGUAUGCGAAGCAGUAUGUGUAUUUGGCGUGCUGUCCGAGGAGAGGGCUCCGAGCUCGGUAUUUGACCUUAACCCAGAGUUCUCCCCAAAAAUUGCAAACCAAUGCUGGACAGCAGCCGGAAACAUUACUGAUGACCCCCAAAAAUUGCACUGCGUAGGCUGAUUGUGCUGUUUGGAGGGUUAGUUCA
Molecule: messenger RNA, 11881 nt
Organism: Megalobrama amblycephala (Wuchang bream)
Lineage: Eukaryota; Metazoa; Chordata; Actinopteri; Cypriniformes; Xenocyprididae
Biological process (GO): regulation of transcription by RNA polymerase II
Molecular function (GO): RNA polymerase II cis-regulatory region sequence-specific DNA binding; DNA-binding transcription factor activity
Source: RefSeq, a predicted model, not a curated record